AGGCACUGACAACCAUGUAUAUUUGGAACGCUAAUUAAAGUCUUGCCAGCAGCUGUAGAGGUUACUCUUAUUCUGACAAAGUUCCACCGGAACCGUCCGUGGUACUUGAAGCGACUAUAAGGCACUAUUCUCUCUGUCAGCCAAAUUGAGCAGUAUUGCAUCCUCAGCAUGGCAACUGAAGAGCUAGCUAGGAAGCUACAGUCGCGCCUGGCUGCUACACAGCAGGCUGAGCCGAGGCCAGAAUCUGAACAGAGCACGGUUCGAUCAAAACCACAGGAGCCCGAGGCAGCCUGCGGCGACUUGCCCUCCGAGCUGUCCGUCAAACUGACCCGCAGACUGGACAUCAACGAGGGCAACGCUGCUCCCCGACCGACCCGCGUCUUCAACCCGUACACGGAGUUCAAGGAGUUCUCCCGCAAGCAGAUUAAGGACAUGGAGACGGUGUUCAAACGGUAUGACACUGGUAAAGAUGGUUUCAUCGACCUGAUGGAACUGAAGCUGAUGAUGGAGAAGCUGGGAGCUCCACAGACCCACCUGGGCCUCAAGAACAUGAUCAAAGAGGUGGAUGAAGACUUUGAUGGCAAACUGAGCUUCAGGGAGUUCCUGCUGAUCUUCCGAAGAGCAGCAGCUGGAGAACUGCAGGAAGAGAGUGGUCUGAUGGCUCUGGCCAGACUUUCUGAGAUCAAUGUCUCCACUGAGGGAGUGAUGGGGGCCAAAGACUUCUUUGAAGCCAAGAUGCAGGCUGUGUCUUUGGGCAGCACGUUUGAGGCUGAGAUUCGAGAGGAGAAAGAAGAGCGCAAGAGACAGGAAGUGGAAAAAAAGCAGAGACAAGCCGCCUUCAAGCAGCUGCAGUCCACCUUCUGCUCAUGACCAGCCAAAGGAGGCACAUAUCAAUCCUGAUAUGCACAGUGUUAAUGAAUUUUGAGAAACAGCUUCACACUUCACUUGCACCUAAAUUAAUGUCACAUCUCUCAAUCUGACACUUUAUAAUAACAAUAGCAAGAUAUUUUCAAGUAAAUACUCACUAAAAUACUUAAAAAUACCAGAUAAUACAUCUGUUUUUUUAAUUUAUACCAGAACUAUUGCAGCUGUUCCACAGAACAUAGUAAUGCAAAAACACAACUUACACAAGAAGAUAUAUGUGAUAUAUAGUGAAAUAUCAUAGAUUUGUGCACUGAUAUGAAUUUUCUUGUGUCCCCUUGUGCAAGAAAAAGACGUUUUCACCUCAAGGGAGUUUUAAUGUGUUUAGGCUAAGUGAAGCUGUAUUCAGUGUAUGCAUAUGUUGUUUGUGAAACAUUUUUUAUUUCAUGUUACAGUUUGGUCAGGAUUCGUGUCAUAUGAUCUUGUCACCCUAACUUAGUUAACACUGGGUGUAAUUAAGCGAACAUCUACUCUGCAAUCUGUAAUGUGAUAGAAAUAGUAUUGCAAUAGAUAGUAUGUAUGUAUGUAUGUAUGUAUAGUAGUAUGAAUAACUAUAAUAGUUAGGAAGUAUUAAAUCACAUAGGGUGGAAUGGAUGGAACAUUUGUUGGUGGCAAAGUAAGCCUUGUCCACCUUUGACCACUGACUGUCACUCUUAGCUCAGUUGCUAAUCCAACACUAAACAGGUCACACUGUGAUUGGCUUUCAUGAACAAUCUGUAGCCUGAAAAUUGAAACAGUCGGGACCAGCUUUUUUUUUUUUUUUUGAUAAUAAUUUGAUCCACUAAACAUACACUCCACUGGUUUUGGCAAUGUGCUCCAAAUCCCAGAUGACCACUAAAACGUAAUGGUGAACUUUUCCAGGGAUUUCAUUAUUUUCUUUCUCUCUUUGUUUUGUUUUGGGUUUUUUUUUUUACUUUCUUUCUGAGGGUGAAAUCAAGGGAUCGUUAACAUUUUCAAGUGUGUUUUAAAUAUAGACCUGCAGUCAGUGGAUGUGUUGGCCUAACUUAGCAUGAAGACAGAUAGCCUACCAACAUCUCCAAAGCUCACUAAUAUAUUGUAUCUUAAGUCCCUCACAAACUAUAGACAGUACAGCUUGUGUUUUUAGUUGUACUCACAAGCUGGAAAUUUCUUGGUGAACAACAGACCAUGUGACUCCGGCUAAAACCCCAAAUUAUCACUUUGAUGUCUGUUUAUAUGCAGAUUCAAUACACAAGAUACAACAUGUUACUUAGUAAGCUUGAUUUAAGCAUGAUGUUAGCUAGCAUAACAUUUUUGAUCUGGAUGGAGCCACGCUACUGGUUUCCUCCUGCUUACAGUCUUUAUGCCAAGCGAGGCAAACCAUGUCUUGACUCGCACACAUGAGAUUUACAGCAGUCCUCUCAUCUCAAUCUAAAAAGGAGAGCUAAUAAACAUAUUUCCCCUAACCAUUAAAUAAUCCACAGCAAAAGCAGACUGCUUGUAUUUAAGCAUGCUUACCUGUUUUACCAGGAUUUUUCAACUUUGGCUGAUGAUUCUGUUUGUCUGUUCUGUUGUUAAGUUGUCAUGAAUUUUAGUGUGUUUGUAAGAGCAUGCAGUGCAAGUGUAUUAUAAAUUCUAGAGAUUCUAAGUUUUCUUUAAUUUAUGUUACCUGUAAAAUUGGCCAUAAAUAACAAUGUCCUCCAAGUCUGCAUGCAUAACAAGUAACAGCAAUCUUAACUGAUGAUCUGAUAAUGAUCACUCAUCUGAUUCACCUGCUGGUACUGUUCAUUUUCGAGGUGUCUUGGUGGAAAGGCAUCUCCAUCAGGCUGCUUUUGUCAGCAUGACUCCACUACGUUAUUUGAAUAGUCAGCACUUUUUGAAUCACUUUGAUAGGUUUACAGACUGUGACAUUAUGUUUUGUUGUAGAGUCUAAUUUGUGACGUUUCAAAGCAAAUAUAGUGUAAGUUUGAAAGGGGUACACCAGUGAUUUUGUACUGUACUUUCAUGAAGUGAAGGAACUAACAAAAGACAAAUUUAUAAAAGACUUGUCCACCUCCUACAACACUGGAACCUACAUUCCCCAAUAUGCAUUGCUUGAUAUCACCUAAUUAGUAAAUAACCAGAUCUGUCAGACUUCAUGGGUCUUGUACUGCAGCCUUUCUGUUAUGAAUUAGUAAGCUGCAAGCUAUGCAAACCAUGUCCCACUUUCACAGGCUGAAUAGAAUAAUACUAAAUGAUGUUGCUGUGUAAAAUCAUUUCCCUUUUAUUGUGUCCAGUAUUUGAGAUACACAGUGUGUGCCCAUUGUGUAUGUAAGUAGUAUCUUUAAAGUCAACACUGAAUAAUAAUUAAUAUUGAAUACAUCAGAAGUGUCCAGAAUGAC
Messenger RNA from Scatophagus argus, 3260 nucleotides. It is a transcript of the gene efhd1, whose product is annotated as EF-hand domain family, member D1. The record is from RefSeq and is a predicted model, not a curated record. The transcript has 4 exons. Bases 169 to 870 code for a protein of 233 amino acids. Lineage: Eukaryota; Metazoa; Chordata; Actinopteri; Scatophagidae. Gene Ontology annotation, molecular function: calcium ion binding.